Messenger RNA from Manis pentadactyla (Chinese pangolin), 802 nucleotides. It is a transcript of the gene SPA17, whose product is annotated as sperm autoantigenic protein 17. Lineage: Eukaryota; Metazoa; Chordata; Mammalia; Pholidota; Manidae. The coding region runs from base 186 to 629 and encodes 147 amino acids. The record is from RefSeq and is a predicted model, not a curated record. Gene Ontology annotation, molecular function: calmodulin binding. Gene Ontology annotation, cellular component: membrane. The transcript is spliced from 5 exons. Gene Ontology annotation, biological process: binding of sperm to zona pellucida.
CCCUCGAAGCUGUCCGCUGCCGCGGGCGAGGCCGUGCACCUCCCCUUUUCGGCCGCCGUAGUUGAUUUAAGGGGGACCCGGGGGGAGGGGGGAAAUAAACGGUUACCCAGCAACGAGGAAAAUCAACUAGAAGCCUCGGCACCAUCGCUGAGUGGAGGUACCACAGGCCGGUUCCUUCCAAGGAGAUGUCGAUUCCAUUCUCCAACACCCACUGCCGAAUUCCACAAGGAUUUGGGAAUCUUCUUGAAAGGCUGACAUGUGAAAUUCUGAGGGAGCAACCGGACAAUAUACCAGCUUUUGCAGCAGCCUAUUUUGAAAAUCUGCUAGAGAAGAGAGAGAAAACCAACUUUGAUCCAGCGGAAUGGGGAAGUAAAUUAGACGACCGCUUCUAUAACAACCAUGCAUUCAAGGAGCAAGAAACACCUGAGAAAUGUGAGCCUGGGAAAAACUCACUGGUGAAAGAGGAGACACCAGUCACAGCCCUAGAAUCUUUUGAAGAAGAAAAGGAUGAAGAGGAGAAUGCUGCUGUCAAAAUCCAAGCAGCCUUCCGGGGGCACUUAGCCAGAAAGCAGGUGAAGAAAAUGAAAUCAACUGAUCAUCAAGAAGAGAAUAUAGGAGAAAACAAGUGAGAGAAUUGGCUUUACCCCCAGAAAACAUGAAAAAUAAUCCAAAUCCAUCAAUCUUGCUGUGAUUGGCAUUUCCUUUCUUUGGGGAGGGAGAUUUGAUGUAGCGAAAUAACAUUUGUUGCUGUUGUGAAAAUCUGUCAUGAGCGUUUGUUUAAUAAACAUGCCAUUGAACACAU